CACCCAGCUAUAAACAGAAUUAUGAACAGCAAAGGAAUAUGUUGUAAUUAAUAUGUUUUUUGUUGUAUUUGUCUUAUAAUUCUCAGUCAUGAGCAGCUGUUCAAACAGUUUAGCUCCGACUCGUAGCCUGGGCUCAGUCUGCAGCCCUCCGCCCUCUUCUGCUUUAACACAGAUGCUUAGCAUGUUGGACACAGCUGCAGAACAAAUGAUGGUCAACAAAGAUUUCCAGGCAGCCUUUGAUACUUGUAAUAGAGGUCUGGAGCGUCUCUGUGACAUGGAGCCAGAGGAUCGCAGGUGUGGAGAGCUUAAAGCCGGUUUCUGCAUCUUAGGGAUUCAAGCCCUGGCUGAGUUGAAUCAGUGGCGUGGUGUACUCUCCUGGGUCCUUAAGCAGUACAAACACCAGGAGGAAAUACCAGCUAAAAUAAUGCAGAUGUGCAUACUUCUUUACGCUAAGGUGGGUGAGCCUGCUGUGAUUCAGGAGGCAGCCACAGAUUGGUUACACUGCCCGUCCAAUAGCAGUGUGUCAGGGUUUGGGACUGUUGCAGAGCUCUACCUGCUGCAUGUCCUCGUGCCACUUGGACACACAGAGGAGGCUCAGGAGUUGAUUGUUGGUGAUGUCGGAAGCAGUGCGUUCACUGAAGACCAGAGACAGACAGCCUUGGAGGUUGUAGAAGAAAAAGAACGACAGAAUCGAGAACCGCCUCUAAAUCCUGAUUGUAGCCCGGACUCAGAGAUUGCUGCACAUACUGUCCCAAGUCAAGGUGCUGGGAUUUAUAAACUGGGCACCAUGCUCAGGUUUUUAUACAGAAAGCUCUUGAUGAGCAGCUCUGGCUCAUUCGCUGUCCGAAGAGUCCUCCUGGCUGCUGUCCUUCUCUACAUGCUCUUUGUUCGAAUGGAUCCAGCUCUCCCAUCUUCGUUCAUGUGGAUUUCCAAGCUUCUUGAAGUGCUCAAACAGAUGUGGAGAGCCAUGUUUGCACCGUACCAUCAGACUCUCACUGAGAACAAGGGACUCUGAAAGACUCAAAAUCACUAUGUUUCGAUCAUCAUUUUGAUUUAUUUUUGCAUUUUGUUUGCAAGAGAACACUGCAUAGUCCCUUUUACAAGCUUCAUCGUACCUAUAAAAUCACUUGUGUUAACAACA
Molecule: messenger RNA, 1141 nt
Organism: Monopterus albus (swamp eel)
Lineage: Eukaryota; Metazoa; Chordata; Actinopteri; Synbranchiformes; Synbranchidae
Gene: pex26
Product: peroxisomal biogenesis factor 26
Exons: 5
Coding region: 89-1015 (308 amino acids)
Biological process (GO): protein import into peroxisome membrane; protein import into peroxisome matrix
Cellular component (GO): peroxisome; peroxisomal membrane
Molecular function (GO): ATPase binding; protein-containing complex binding
Source: RefSeq, a predicted model, not a curated record